Molecule: messenger RNA, 2283 nt
Organism: Striga asiatica
Lineage: Eukaryota; Viridiplantae; Streptophyta; Magnoliopsida; Lamiales; Orobanchaceae
Source: the annotation of a GenBank genome assembly
AACGAACACUUAUGAUUACACGAGGGAGCAUAUAUGUUAAUAAUUUGAUUUAUUUAAUAUAUGUUUUUUGGUCAUUAAUCAAAGCAGUAGUUACAUGGAAGAGCAUCGCGACAGCGGACAGCACAUCAGCAGAAGAGCUGGAAAAACUCAAAAUUUUCAAAGAUUAACAAUAUGAUACUCCGUAGACUCAGUUAGCAAAUCAAAUUCGACUUUUUCAAUCACUUUGUUACUCAACAUGAAAAUUAAUAAAAAAAUAUCUGAAUAACAUAGUAAUAUCUCGGAUAAAUUGAACACAUUGCAAUAGACAGAAUGAGGAUGACACUUGCGAAGCAAAUGGGGUGGACACGCAUAGGCAUGGCUUUCCGCCGCUGCUCAGUCAGCUUUCUCAACACCUCUCGUUCACCACGCCCACCGUCUGCUGCUAUUUAUUCUCAUCAGAUGAGUACGGAUGCUCAGAGUAUUGCUGCUCGCUUAAACAGUGCGGGCUUUAUUCGAAGUCAGGGAUUUAUAGGAGGAAAAUGGACGGAUGCAUACGAUGGGAAGACUAUUGAGGUCCAAAAUCCUGCAACUGGUGAAGUAAUAACAAAUGUUUCAUGCAUGGGUAGAAGGGAAACGAAUGAUGCAAUUACUUCAGCACAUGAUGCAUUUCUUUCCUGGAGCAAGCUAACUGCUUCCGAAAGGAGUAAAUGUUUAAGAAAAUGGUAUGAUUUGUUGAUGGCCCACAAAGAAGAGCUUGGUCAACUUAUGACAUUGGAGCAAGGAAAACCUCUGAAAGAGGCCAUUGGUGAGGUUAGUUAUGGGGCGAGUUUUGUGGAGUUCUAUGCUGAAGAGGCUAAACGAGUGUAUGGUGACAUUAUUCCACCGACUUUGCCAGAUCGUCGUCUAUUUGUUUUAAAGCAGCCAGUUGGUGUUGUUGGGGCAGUUACACCUUGGAAUUUCCCUUUGGCUAUGAUUACACGCAAGGUUGCCCCUGCCCUUGCUUGUGGAUGCACUGUUGUAGUAAAACCCUCUGAACUGACUCCAUUGACUGCAUUGGCAGCAGCUGAACUCUCUAUUCAAGCUGGCAUACCACCGGUAUCAACUAAGCUGACCACUGAUGUAACAUAUCAAAGAGGUGUAGUAGAGCUUCCUUUAUCAACUAUGAGGCGUGGAAAGGGUGCAGUAAAUGUUGUAAUGGGAAAUGCACCAGAAAUUGGAGAUGCUCUACUCGCGAGCCCCCAGGUGAGAAAAAUCACAUUUACAGGCUCAACAGCUGUCGGGAAAAAAUUGAUGGCAGGUGCUGCAGAGACGGUUAAAAAGGUGUCCCUAGAACUUGGUGGCAAUGCGCCCUGUGUGGUUUUCGACGAUGCAGAUCUUGACAUUGCUUUAAAAGGAACUCUGGCAACAAAAUUCCGGAACAGUGGCCAAACAUGUGUCUGCGCAAAUAGAAUACUAGUGCAAGAAGGUAUAUAUGAGAAAUUCGCACAUGCCUUCUCAAAUGCGGUUGAGAGCAUGAAAGUUGGGAAUGGCUUUGGCGAUGGUGUGGUACAGGGCCCUUUGAUAAAUGAUGCUGCAGUACACAAAGUUGAAUCGUUGGUCGAAGAUGCCAUCUCAAAGGGAGCUAAAGUCCGCAUUGGCGGCAAGAGACACAGCCUUGGGAUGACAUAUUAUGAGCCUACGGUAAUAACUGAGGUCAACAGUGACAUGCGGAUAUCAAGGGAGGAAGUGUUUGGGCCGGUUGCACCCCUUCUUAAAUUUAAAACCGAGGAAGAAGCUAUCCGCAUGGCUAACGAGACCAAUGCAGGUCUGGCUGCCUACAUCUUCACAACAAAUAUUCAACGAUCUUGGCGUGUAUCUGAAGCUCUUGACUAUGGGCUUGUUGGAGUGAACGAAGGACUAAUCUCGACUGAGGUGGCCCCAUUUGGAGGCGUGAAGCAAUCUGGCCUUGGCCGCGAAGGGUCAAAGUAUGGGAUGGAUGAAUAUUUAGAAAUUAAAUAUGUAUGCUUAGGGAAUAUGAGUUGAUCUGUGGACUUUACGGUUGGCGUGGUGCUUUGAACACAUAGUUGACAUGGAAUUUGGCGCCAGCUUUGUGUGAUGGAUGAGUGUUGAAAAUAGCCAAGACCCGUUUUCUUAUAUUAUAUAAAUAAGUGCCUAUUUGUACUAAUACCCGGAGACAAAUGCUUUAUGUUGUUUUUGCUUUGUAUCACAUGAAUUUUGAGAAAAAAGUGAGCUCCUCCAAAAACCUAAUCUAUUUGGACGAUAUGGAUGUGUGCUUUUCUUUGAAAUCUUUUAUGUUUUUUAUUA